Molecule: messenger RNA, 1910 nt
Organism: Neomonachus schauinslandi (Hawaiian monk seal)
Lineage: Eukaryota; Metazoa; Chordata; Mammalia; Carnivora; Phocidae
Gene: MVP
Product: major vault protein
Exons: 10
Coding region: 308-1882 (524 amino acids)
Cellular component (GO): cytoplasm; nucleus
Source: RefSeq, a predicted model, not a curated record
CUCCCCCGUCCCAGGCCCUCUGACCCUUCCCAGGCUCAUUCCCGCGCUGCCCGCGCUGCCCGCCCGGCUCUGAGGCGGGAGCUUCCUGAGGGCUGAAGGAGCUGCAGUGCGUUCAGCUGCCGGAGAAGCCGCCCAGAGGAGAAACACCGAGAACCAGCUGCGAGGGCCCUUUAAAUGGCCAAGCCCCACCCCUGAGCCUGCCCUGCCGGGAAGUGAUCCCUAGGGCCUGGCCACGGAGUUUCCCCAUCCGAGGGGUCUCAGACGGCGGGCACUCUUCCAGCCUGCUGCCUUGGCCUCAGGAGUCACCAUGGCAACCGAAGAGUCCAUCAUCCGCAUCCCCCCGUACCACUACAUCCACGUGCUGGACCAGAACAGCAACGUGUCCCGCGUGGAGGUCGGGCCAAAGACUUACAUCCGGCAGGACAAUGAGAGGGUCCUGUUUGCCCCCUCGCGCAUGGUGACUAUCCCUCCACGCCAUUACUGCACAGUGGCCAACCCCGUGUCCCGGGACCCCCAGGGCUCCGUGCUGUUCGAUGUCACAGGGCAAGUCCGGCUCCGCCACGCUGACCUAGAGAUCCGGCUGACCCAGGACCCCUUCCCCCUGUACCCGGGGGAGGUGCUGGAAAAGGCCCUGGGCCCGAGCAAUGUGGUCUUUGGGCCUGAGCUGGUGUCACUGGGUCCUGAAGAGCAGUUCACCGUGUUGUCCCUCUCGGCCGGGAGGCCCAAGCGUCCCCAUGCUCGCCGUGCGCUCUGCCUACUGCUCGGGCCUGACUUCUUCACAGAUGUCAUCACCAUCGAAACCGCGGACCAUGCCAGGCUGCAGCUGCAGCUCGCCUACAACUGGCACUUCGGUGUGAGUGACCGGAAGGACCCUGAAGAGACAGCCAGGCUCUUCUCAGUGCCGGACUUCGUGGGUGACGCCUGCAAGGCUAUCGCGUCCCGGGUGCGGGGGGCCGUGGCCUCCGUCACCUUCGAUGACUUCCACAAGAACUCCGCCCGCAUCAUUCGCAUGGCUGUCUUUGGCUUUGAGACCCUGGAAACCAAGGGGCCGGACGGCAGGGCCCUGCCCCAGCCCCGGGACCGGGCCAUCUUCCCCCAAAACGGACUGGUGGUCAGCAGCGUGGACGUGCAGUCGGUGGAGCCCGUGGACCAGAGGACCCGGGAUGCCCUCCAGCGCAGUGUCCAGCUGGCCAUCGAGAUCACCACCAACUCCCAGGAGGCAGCUGCUAAGCACGAGGCUCAGAGACUUGAGCAAGAAGCCCGCGGCCGGCUUGAGAGGCAGAAGAUCUUGGACCAGUCCGAAGCUGAAAAAGCUCGCAGGGAACUCUUGGAGCUGGAGGCUCUGAGCACCGCCGUGGAGAGCACGGGGACUGCCAAGGCGGAGGCCGAGUCGCGCGCAGAGGCCCUGCGCAUCGAGGGAGAAGGCUCCGUGCUGCAGGCCAAGCUGAAAGCAGAGGCCUUGGCCAUUGAGACGGAGGCUGAGCUCCAGCGGGUACAGAAAGUGCGAGAGCUAGAACUGGUGUACGCCCGGGCCCAGCUGGAGCUGGAGGUGAGCAAGGCCCAGCAGCUGGCUGAGGUGGAGGUGAAGAAGUUCAAGCAGAUGACAGAAGCCCUGGGCCCCAGCACCAUCAGGGACCUCGCAGUGGCGGGGCCAGAGAUGCAGGUAAAACUGCUCCAGAGCCUGGGCCUGAAAUCGACCCUCAUCACCGACGGCUCCACUCCCAUCAACCUCUUCAACACAGCCUUAGGUCUGCUGGGGCUUGGCUCGGAGGGCCUGCACCCGGCCCAGAAGGCGACUGGCCUGCCGGGCCCCCGGGACAGCUUGCUUCUCCAGCCGGCUCCCGCCCCUCAGGCCCCUGGGGGCAACCACGUCGUACCUUAGCUCGCUGCUGCACUCAUGAAUAAAGCAC